This is a messenger RNA of Dentiscutata erythropus, 970 nucleotides long. Lineage: Eukaryota; Fungi; Glomeromycota; Glomeromycetes; Diversisporales; Gigasporaceae. The record is from the annotation of a GenBank genome assembly.
CAGAUGAUAUGUUCAUAAUCCUUGGUCGAGGAUCCGUAGAUAUUUUGCUUAAUUUUGAUUAUUUCACUAUGCCAAAUAAAAAUAGAACUUUAACAGAAUUAUUUUCCAAUCGAAUAUCAAUGGCUUAUUACUAUUUCGAAGUAGAAAAUCUUACUAAAGAUAGCAAAUUAUUUUUCAUCAAUGAUUAUAAUGGAAUGAUAGAAUGGACAAAUUCUGUCAAAACCAUCCCAAUAGAAAAAACUAUAGGGGUCGGCCACGUAUAUCUAGAAAUUGACGUAAGAGAUUUAAUAGCACACUUAUCAAUCACCAAAUCUGCAAUAUCAGACAAUAUAACAGAUAACAAACGCAGAUAUGCCAAAAAACACGGUUAUUCUUUUGUGGCACGCUCUGAAGAGUACACUCAACAAAGAUUUAAGAAACGAAAAUAUGUCUGGGGAAAGAUUGACGUUAUUGAAAAGGUUUUACCUCACUAUGAUUGGGUUUUUUGGAUGGAUAUGGAUGCUGUCAUUGCGAAUCAUGAUAUUAAAAUCGAACAAUUGUUUGAAAAGUUCGAAAAAAUGAUUGGAAAAGAGAAAUUUAAUGAAAUUAGUUUUGUAAUUGCUAGGCCCAAAUAUGAUUCCAUGGUAAGUGCGGGUGUUUUUCUAAUUAAAAAUUCCGAAUGGAGUCGAAAGUUUUUGAGAGAAGCUCAGAAACAAAGAAAAUAUUAUAAUUAUGGAUUGCGAGAACAACUUGCAAUGGCUGUUCUGAUGCGAAGAGAGGAGUAUAAGAAUGGAGCACUUUAUCUUAAUGAAGAUGACAGUACAUUUAACACAUAUCCGGAUAGAUAUAUUCCAGGGGAUUUUGUAGUUCACUGGGCUCCGGAUUAUAAAUGUCCAGCGGAAAAUGUUUUGGACGGUAUUAAAAAGCUUAAAAAGUAUGAAGUUAAUAAAGAAUACACAUUCACUCUUACAUAUUCUCCUGUUCCUACGGA